Messenger RNA from Strongylus vulgaris, 753 nucleotides. The record is from the annotation of a GenBank genome assembly. NCBI's taxonomy places the organism in Eukaryota, Metazoa, Nematoda, Chromadorea, Rhabditida, Strongylidae.
AUGGUAUACGGUUGUGCAAACUCCUGUGUGAAGUUCUUAUUCUUCGUCGUAAAUCUUCUCAUCUGCGUCUUUGGUGCCCUCAUAUUUGGCUUUUCCCUAUGGGCAAAUCUUGACAAGAAUUUUGGCUCACAUAUUGCUGAUUUCGUACGUAAGGUAGACGGUGCUGAUCAUACACAUAUCGAUGAGAUUUCUAAGUAUCAAGCGUCGCUAUGGAUUUUGGUAGGUGUUGGUGCGUUGCUGUUCUUUGUUGGAUUCCUUGGAUGCUGCGGUGCAGCUUGCGAAAGUCCAAUUCUCCUAGGACUGUUCUUCUUUAUCGUGCUAAUUCUCACCGCUAUUGAACUUGGCGCGACCAUUUUUGCCAUGUCUAACAGGGAUAAGUUCGUUGAAGCAGUUCAAAAGGUUAUGGAGACGUCAGCGAGCACUCCAGAGCUGCGUAAAAAUCUAAAACCAAUCCAGGACUUGUUUAACUGCUGUGGAGCUACAUCUUCCACAAAACAACGUUUCAUUGAUGAUAAAAUUUGCACUCCAGAGCAGUACGAACUGGCAAGUUCUCUAUACAGAAUUGAUUUAGAAAAAAAAAACAACGAAAAACCCGACUGUUUCGAACGCAUAUCGCACAUGGUGGAGUCUUCUGGUGAAGCCAUCAUUGUAAUUGGUUUCAUUCUUCUUGCCAUUGAAGUUUGCUCUCUUAUAUUUUCGUGCAUCCUCUGCCGUGCUUCUCGCGAAAUUCGUUAUGCUGGUUACUAUGCUUAA